CUAGAAACCAAGACCAAGAUUCCAGACCCAAGAGCUGCUAAUCGGAACCAUCGGUCGAUGAAUGACAUCUGCGAAGCUUUUUUGCAGAUUUCUUCCUUCUCGACUACAAUUCCACGCUUUUGAUUUAUUCUUGUGUCCUUGAAAUGUUGAGUUCUUGAUUGAAGUUCUCUAGUCACUCGUUUGGUCGCACCAGCCAGCCUCCGAGACCCUUCAACCAGGAUUCCCAGCCUCAUUCGAUCAACGCUCAGACAACCAGAAACGAAGAAACAACACAUCGAGAUUCCCAAAACAAGACCCGAAUGUGAUUCUUCCCAUCCGCCAUCAAUCCACUACGUCUGCGAGAUCAAUGACUUCGCAGUCUCGAUUCCAUCAUGCCUCUCAUGCCAGGCUUGUUUCGCAAGGCGCAGGUAUCUGAUGUAGACCUACGGAGACACUCCUACUAUGCUGCCGACUCGAACAAUCAGCCACGAGGACCCCCCCUCGAUGGGAGAGCCAGUGAGCAGAUUCCACGAAGGCCAUCUGCAGCAGAGUUUCUAUCGCCAUCGUCUGCCGCAGAUGAACCAGCACCAGCGAGGAUGUCAGCUGAGGCAGACGAGGGGCUUCAACGUUCGACAUCUCCUCCGGUACAAGAGGAGAGCCAAAAACAUCGUCGCUUCAGCAUGUUGAAGUUUAGACAUGCCUCCGACUCUCAAUUGUCUACUAGAGCCCGUCUCCAUGCCCAAACUCAGGCCGACGCUCCUCCACUUCCACGUCCUCCUGAGAUCAUCACCACGGCGCCAACUAUGGACAUGAAUGCUACGAAGUCAAUCAAGACAAAGAAGUCCAGGAUGAAAAUGCCAAGCCGUACCAAAUCUUCCUCAGCAGACACCGCUAUUGAAGCACCAAUGUCCCUCAGAGUUACGAAGAAUGAGAAGAAGGAAAGAAGGAAAACAAUGUCGGAGACCGCUCCGUCCGGUAGCAAAGGCAGAGUUACAUUCGAUGAGCCUGAAAACCGUCCACAAACUCAAGCAGGCCACUCACCUCCCGCUUAUGGAGAUGAAGCCAAUUCGACUUUGGCAUUACCAAUCAAUCGAUUGUCCGAGUCUUCAAGAUCAGAUGGAAGCUCUGGUGAACAUGGAGUAUAUGCCACGACCACGACUACUACGCACACAGUCCAUACCACCACUACCUUCUUUCGGCUCCCUCGCAGGAAGAAGCCGGCACCGUUAUUUAAUCUUUCGCAUCUCCCUCAAAAAUCCAAUCCUCAGAACCCAGCUGCUUCUCGCACGUCUGUAAGUUCUGCAGGGGUUCCACCACCUGAAUCACCCAUUAUUACGGCGCUUCGUUCUCCUUCGGUUGACAAUGUGGGACUGGGUUCGCAUGGUGGAUCCCAUUCGCCUCUACCCUCACCUUCUCACAGUGCAUUGGCCAAGUCCUCAACUGCUUUUGCUGUCCCAGGUGCACCUUUGUUCAGGCAAGGCUCAGCUGCGUCGAAUAGAUCUUCUCCUUCGCGAGCAAGACUUGGUAUGCGAGGUAGAUCUUCGACUUUGAGCUCUUUGCGAAAUGUCCCAAGCGAGGAUCCUUUACCGACACCAACUUUACCAUCCACACGUACUUCUACUUCGACUGGCAGAAAGAGCUUUGGCGACUUGUUUGGAUUGUCUCACAGGCUACGGCAAAAUUCUGAGCCGCCCUUUCAUCAUUCGGGACCUGCAACCCCGGGUUCGAGUACUUCGAAGAACAACUCGAUACAACUAACACGUGAGCCUGUCCCUCCUAUCGUUUUGCCAGAAAGACACGAGGAUGAUACACCUGCAAAAUACCUAGUUCGCCUUGAGGAAGCUGUUAGUCGAGGCGUUGUAGCUAGUGUGCUUUCAAAAGGCACUGAUAACUUCUCGCAAGCGGUUCUUCGAAGCUACAUGCGUGGCUUUGGUUUCUUCGGUGACCCCAUGGACAUGGCGAUUCGUAAACUCCUGAUGGAGGUAGAAUUGCCAAAGGAGACUCAGCAAAUUGAUAGGUGCUUGCAAGGUUUCGCGAAUCGAUAUCAUGAGUGCAAUCCUGGAAUCUACGCAUCGCCUGACCAAGCUUACUUCAUAGCUUUCUCACUGCUUAUAUUACACACUGAUGUUUUCAACAAGAACAACAAGCAUAAGAUGCAGAAGCCAGAUUAUUUGAAGAACACUCGUGGGGAGGGUAUCUUUGAUGAGAUUCUAGAAUGUUUCUACGACAAUAUCUCCUACACUCCUUUCAUUCAUGUUGAGGAUGAUCUGGAUAUCAACGGCGAGCGCAUCAUUCAGCAUAAGAUGAAGAAGAAGUCCAUCUUUCCUCGUGGCGCGGCUGACCCAGCCAAAAGACCAUCAAAAGAUCCUGUGGAUCCUUACACUCUCAUAAUUGAUAGCAAGCUCGACACACUGAGACCAAAUCUCAAAGAGGUAAUGUAUCUAGAAGAACAUUACAACUACCUGGGAACCGCUCCAAGCCUGAACCUGCAAGACUUGCAGAAAACAUUUUUCCGAACUGGAGUCCUUCAAAUUGUCUCUGCGAGGUCAAGACCAGACGCUUUCUUGAAUGCGAACACGCUUCACAAUCCUUCGUCAGCCCAGGAAGCACAUCCUGGUAUUGUGGAUAUUAAGAUCACUAAGGUUGGCUUACUCUGGCGGAAGGAUGCCAAGAAGAAGAAGACGAGAUCUCCAUGGCAAGAAUGGGGAGCUAUCCUUACUGGUGCUCAACUGUAUUUCUUCAGGAACACGACCUGGAUUAAGAAUCUGAUGCACCAGCUUGAAACACAUAUCAAGCAAGGUCACGAUGGCAUCCCAGUCAUAUUCAAGCCUCCUCUAGAUCAAUUCAAGCCCGACGCGCUAAUGUCAACUGAUGAUGCGGUAGCCUUGUUGGACUCUACGUACAAGAAGCACAAGAAUGCGUUCGUUUUUGUUAGACAUGGCGGAUUUGAAGAGACAUUCCUAGCCGAUAAUGAGCAAGAGAUGAAUGAUUGGCUUGCAAAGCUCAAUUACGCUGCUGCAUUCCGGACAUCAGGGGUCCGAAUGCGAGGUGUGGUCGGUGGGAAUUACGAAGGUCAACGAAGCCGCGGCAUUCGACGACUGGAUAGCACCAACGAGUCAACCAAAUCGAUUCAAACUCCGACCGGUGAGGUUACUAUUGUGAGUGGUAGAAUUGACGCAAAGAUGGCCCAAGAUAUUCUUGCAGCACGUCGCGAGAUCAUGCUGCAAAAGAUUGCAGAUGCAGAGGAAAAGUUAGCUGUCGCUCAGAAACAGCUCGAUGCACAGCUGAGAAAUGCCCGACAUCUUCAGAUUCUCGCACCUAUCCAACAAAAGAGCCGGGAGCAAGUUAUCUUGGCUGCUGGUAGGAUGGCGGCUCAAUUAAAGUGGGGAAGAAUGGAGAUAUGGAGAUUGAAGUGCCACAAGGAUAUUUUGACGAUGGAUCUAGAAGAAGAACGGGGUGUCGAUACUUCCGUUCCUCGUACUGAGAUCGUAGUAGAAACACCCACGUCGGAACGGACUGCUCUUGCUCGUUUGCAUUCGAAAGCAAGUAGUACCCUUGCUGCACAGAGAACCCCGCGGUCUCCAACUUCCCACUCUGCCAACAGACCAUCAACCUCGACGACUCAAACCCCAGCAAAAGAGUCCGAAAAUGCAAUGGAUGAUAUUUUCUCAACACCACCGACACUCACCACAACUUCCAGCUUCCACAAACAGCAAGCAUCAUGGGAGCUGCCUCCACUCGCUUUCGAUGCUACUAGCCCUCGCAAAGCAUCAUUUUCAAGUGCUGCUCCACCAGGCAGCCCUGAUCUAGAUCCAACCCCAUCAAGAUCGAGUUUGAAACCUGUGACUUCAGGUGAUGCUCAGCGCGCACCUUCGCCGAAUAUUGAUGCCGCUGAGCAGGCUGUACUCGAGCAGGCAGGACUUGUUGGAGCAGAGAGGACGCCAGACAGCAAGCGUCACACACUUGAAAAUGAGGAGAGUAAGGACCGUGUAGCUGAGAAGGAGAAACUUGAUCGAGGCAAGAUUCGAAGAAGUUUGCAUCGCACUCUUCGUGAAGGUCACGUUCCUUCGCACCACCGAAGUCGAAAGGGAAAAGACUCAUCAUCAAGUGCUGGUAUGUUUGAUGAGGCUAAGGAAGAUGUUUUGGCUCGUGGCACUGGAAGCUUUGUUGUGCACGGUAAGAAGGCAUCCGUUAUCACCUUCGGCUCAGAGCUACAGAGCAUGUCUCCUGAUGAGCGAUUGCGACUACGCAAGCAGCCGCAUAAAGAUGAGCCUGGUUUUCUUUCACCUGCGACAAUAGAGGACGACUUCCAUUCUGUUCUUGCAGAGCCAUACGAGUUCCACGAACGUCACGACUCGGCUGCAACGACAAGCACCAUGACCGCGCGAAGCUUCCGAGAGUUACAUAAGAAGCUACGAGAUUCAAGCGCCGCUGCAGUAGUCUCGGAUGGAGAAGACAGUGAAGCAAUCUCUUUCUCAGAAGGCAGACGCACUCCUCUUCCACCCGUCGAAGACGAGAACGAGGAAAGCAAUAGCAGUCGACCCAGCAGUCAAAACCAACAGGCCAUGUUCUAUUCCGCAACCAACUCCCCGGUCCGAGACGCCUUCAACGAGAAAAACAGCCGUGUCAGCGAACACGAAGAUCGAGAAGUAGAGACCGACAUGUUGCCAAGCUCCUCCCUCCAAACUGUCGUUAGUGCCUGAUUAUGAAAUACAGCAUAGCGCGGCGCGCAGACAAAAAGUUCGUUUACAUUCUGUGUUUUUAUUCGUUCGUGAUAUUGUGGUUUUAUUAGCGACGCUCCUUAGAGAUGGGUUCUACUUUGGGUUGGUUUGGGCUCGGCGCGAUACUUUAUGUUUUGGUUGCUUGAUUCGGGACAAAUGCGGGACAUGGUCCUGGAAUCGUUCGUUGAUAGUCGCGGCUACAUACGCGUUACAAAAGCUUGCCCUUCCUUACAAUUUUGAACUGCAAGGUUCUUUGACGGUGUAUAAUAGAUGGAAUGGAUGGAUGUUGGGCGAUGGGGAUGGCGUUCUUGUGUUUGGGACGUGCUGUAUAGGGUUACGGGGCGGUUGGAGAGGUAUGUGAGAUAAGAUGAGAUGAGUGAUGAAAAGUACGUAUGGCGAGGCAUAGCGUAGCGUAGCAUGUGAGCUGAAGAUCGGUGGAAUAUUAUAUACAUUGCUUG
This is a messenger RNA of Mollisia scopiformis, 5158 nucleotides long. RefSeq lists its product as uncharacterized. The record is from RefSeq and is a predicted model, not a curated record. Lineage: Eukaryota; Fungi; Ascomycota; Leotiomycetes; Helotiales; Mollisiaceae. Gene Ontology annotation, molecular function: guanyl-nucleotide exchange factor activity. The transcript has 3 exons. Gene Ontology annotation, biological process: regulation of ARF protein signal transduction. Bases 372 to 4682 code for a protein of 1436 amino acids.